Molecule: messenger RNA, 1251 nt
Organism: Thyridium curvatum
Lineage: Eukaryota; Fungi; Ascomycota; Sordariomycetes; Thyridiales; Thyridiaceae
Exons: 3
Coding region: 1-1251 (416 amino acids)
Biological process (GO): negative regulation of transcription by RNA polymerase II; rRNA processing
Cellular component (GO): nucleolus
Molecular function (GO): DNA binding
Source: RefSeq, a predicted model, not a curated record
AUGGUGUCUUUCUCGUGCGAGGCGUGCGGCGACGUCUUGACCAAGAAGAAGCUCGACCCGCACAGAAACCGCUGCCGGGGUGCCACUUAUACGUGCAUCGAUUGCAUGGUACACUUUCCUGGCACGCAGUAUCGCUCGCAUACGAGCUGUAUGACCGAAGAACAAAAGUACCACGGUGCUCUAUACAAGAACAAGAAAGUCAAGCCCAACCCGACGACCCCAGAAGCGCCAAAAGCCACAAUGGCGACCAUGACCCAUUUAGCAUACGUUGAAGACGCCCCGGAAGACUACAUGGACUACCAGAUCGAUGAUGACGGCAAGACGGUAGCAUCCGCAUUACCGCAUGCGCCCACGCCUCCGCCUGCCGACGAUGCCAAGGUCGACGUCUUUGACUUUCUCGUCGCAGGAGCAACGCCGAAUGCCUCCAACCUGAAGCUCCCUCAGGACGAUGCUCUCAAGGAGGGCGACAGCACGUCACUCGUCCGGUACGACUACGAGGCCAACACCUACGUCGACCCUACUGGCUACGAGGCCGACGACAAAAAGUCCAUGGUUCAGUACGGCACCGGCCCGGUGCCUGUUCACACUCCCGCAAACAAGAGCGAGCGAAGGAAAGCAAAGGAAGGAGCCAAGGAUGCCAACAAGGACAAGAAGCGCAAGCGCCUGCACGUCGACGUGCCCAUGGACGAGCCUCCAGUCCUGCACUCGGGCCUCACUGGCGGCCUGAACCGCCUCAUGAGCCGACCCUCUGUCUUCCCCCCGUCGCCCGAAUACUCGGCCGACGCUGCCGAGACGCCGGCCAGCCCGCUCAAGAAGUCCAAAUCGAAGCACUCGAAGCAUCGCGGAGAAGGCAUUGGCAACAACCUCAUGUCCAUGCUCACAUCCAAGCCCAAGAAGAAGAAGUCGUCUUCGUCAAAGAAGCACCGCGAGCACCGAGAACACCGCCACAAGUCGGACGGCGAGAAGGGCCCCAAGCUGAUCGAGUACCGGCCCGGCUCCAAGGACAGCAAGAGCGGAGACGCCAGCCAGAUGGUCGUCUACAAGCCGCGCGCGGAUCUGCUGCUCAGCCUGGUCAACAAGGGCCCCGACAGCGAGCGAGGCUGCAGCAUGAACAAGGCGCUCAAGCGGUUCCACCGCGAGAGGAGCGCGUCGGGCAACAGCCUCGGCAAGCCGAUGGAGGAGAAGGAGCUGUGGAGGUCAUUACGCCUGCGCAAGAACGACCGCGGCGAGAUUGUCCUCUUCUCCAUCUGA